Trichoderma asperellum CBS 433.97 is the source of this 1056-nucleotide messenger RNA. RefSeq lists its product as uncharacterized. Gene Ontology annotation, cellular component: mitochondrion. The record is from RefSeq and is a predicted model, not a curated record. Gene Ontology annotation, molecular function: holocytochrome-c synthase activity. Gene Ontology annotation, biological process: cytochrome c-heme linkage. NCBI's taxonomy places the organism in Eukaryota, Fungi, Ascomycota, Sordariomycetes, Hypocreales, Hypocreaceae.
AUGGGUUGGUUUUGGGCUGAACCUGCUUCUCCUCCGGCUGGGCUUCCUGCAGGACACCCGGCCGUGUCAUUGAACAAAGAGCCUCCGGCCAGUUGUCCGAUGCACCAGAAAUCCGCCGAUUCUUUCAACCCACACAAGUCUAAGCCCUCAGAGAAAACAUCUGCUUCCGGAUGUCCCGUACCUCAUGGUUCAUCAUCGCCAUCACCAGCGUCAGGAUGCCCAGUGCCUCAUGGAUCGCCACCACUGCCGGCGUCUGGAUGCCCUGUGCCCCAUGCCGCUCGAGAGAAGGAAGAGCCUAAGUCGGUGCUCUCUCAACUCAACCCUCUGAACUACAUGUUCCGAGACCUGUCACAGAAGCCUGCGGCCAAUCAGACGAUGGCGCUGCCGGUCGAGCGAGAGGAAUCUUCCAUUCCUAGAGGAGACGGCGAGGGCACGUGGGAGUACCCUUCGCCCCAGCAAAUGUACAAUGCUUUGCUGCGCAAGGGAUACACCGAUACCGACAUCACGGCCGUUGAGUCUAUGGUAUCUGUCCACAACUUUCUAAAUGAGGGUGCAUGGCAAGAGAUCAUUGGCUGGGAAGAGCGCUUCGCACGAGGACUAUACAAAGGAUGGCAGGUCUGCAAGCGAGGAGAAGAGCACACGGCCGAAGAGUUGGAUCGCAACUGGGAUGGAUCAAACGUCACCCCAACGCUCAUCCGAUUCCAAGGCCGACCCAAGGAUCUUACACCAAAAGCCACGAUGUUGCAAGUCCUGGGCUGGAUCUAUCCUUCCAAGUUUGGAACUGAUCUCCCCUUUGAUCGCCAUGACUGGUUUGUCUCACGAAACGUCAACGGUGAAGAAAAAGAGAUUCGAUACGUCAUCGAUUACUACUCUGGAGAGCCUGAGCCAACUGGAGAACCCGUCUUCUACCUGGAUGUCCGACCUGCCGCCACGCCUCUGGGAAGUGCAGAGCGAAUCAUCCGAUGGAGCACAGACGUGUGGUGGAAGGCUAUCGGAGGUGACCAGCGAGAACAGAACCCACAGCCAUUCUUUCGCCACAACGCUGUCAAGUCUUGA